AUGGCUCUGCGCUUGCUAAUCCUCGGUCUGAUAGCAUUGGCUACUCUAGACUUUGGUUUUUGCGAAAAACCUAGUGGCAAAAUUCAGAAACGAGAACUCACCAUAACAAAUGAACUCGGAGCUCCUGAUGGCCAGCAACGGUACUUGAUUAAGGUCAAUGGCCAGUUCCCUGGUCCAGCAUUGAUUUUCGAUGAGGGCGAUGAUGUCGAGGUCACGGUUCACAAUCAUAUGGAAAGAAACACUAGCAUCCACUGGCACGGCUUGCUACAGCAGGGCACCCAGUACUCCGAUGGCGUCGCAGGCCUCACUCAAACGCCCAUUGAGCCCGGCGAUAGCUUCAUCUACAGAUUCAAGGCUUAUCCCGCUGGAACUUAUUGGUACCACUCGCAUGUGCGAGCUCAACUGAUGGACGGCCUGUACGGCGCGAUUGUUAUCAAGCGCAAGGCUGAUGACCCAACGCCCUGGCACCUGAUCAGCAAUAACAGCCGAGAUAUUUCCCAGAUUCAAGCAGCGGUCAACGACCCGCAGCUCAUGCUCUUGUCCGAUUGGUCCAAGUACAAUUCCACCGAUUAUAUCUACUACCAGAACUACGCAAAAGUUGGUAUUUUCUGCCUUGAUAGCUAUCUCAUCAAUGGCAAGGGCUGGGUCAACUGCCCAGGCCAGGAAGUUAUCAAUGCCAACACGCUACCAGCACUACUGCUAGCCAUUGAACCAGAUGUUGCUACCGAGAAAGGUUGCUUCCCCAUCGAUGCCAAGACGCAGUUUGAGUUCAUCAACGCAUCUAUGCCGGAGAGGCUACCGCGCGACAUGUUCUUCGACUGCGUGCCAUCUAAAGGCAGCGAAGAAGUGAUCAAGGUUGAUCCAACAAAGACUAAGUGGAUCAGUCUCAACUUCGUUGCCACCGUUGCAGCCUCCGACUUGAUGGUCUCCAUUGAUGAGCACCCUAUGUGGGUGUACGAAGUUGACGGCAACCUUAUUGAACCCAGACUGGCGAAUGCAUUCGACAUCCGCGCCGGUGAGCGGUACUCUGUUUUGAUCAAGCUUGACAAGACCGCUAAGGAUUACACUAUUCGGGUGCCAAACAACGGAGAAAGUCAGGUCAUCUGGACCUGGGCCACGCUGCGAUAUACCAACCAGGGUCGCCACUCCAAUGCAGCCGAAUCGACCCCGUAUAUUGGAUGGUAUGGCCAGAAUCUUACCGAGUCAGUCGUCUUCUUUGACAGAUUCACCAUCAAAGCGUACCCGCCAAUUGCACCCGCCGAGACUUCCGACAUUCUGCACAAAUUCAGCAUCCAUCGCGUGAACGGCGCGUGGCAAUUCAGCAUGACUGACUCGCUUGUGCUGUAUCCCCUUGACUGGCGCGCAUACGAGCCAUUCCUGCAGACUGGUGUAGAGACCCCUGAUUCCUACAACACGUCCCUAGCCGUCCGCAACAAUCACAACCAGUGGGUAGAUCUUCUCAUCCAGUGGAACUCGAUCGUGGACGGCGUGUCCCACGUCAUCCACAAGCACGGCACCAAGUUCUGGGUUCUUGGCACUGCCAUCGGUGUGUUCACGUGGAACAAUACGGCCGACGCGAUAGCAGCAAACCCGGACGCUUUCAAUUUGGUUGAUCCUCCAUAUCGCGACACAGCAGUGGCCCCUGAUUAUGUCGCAGAUCAGUCCUGGAUGUUGCUCCGCUACCAGGCUACUAACCCCGGCGCCUGGCUUCUUCAUUGCCACUUCGAGACCCAUCUUGCAACCGGUUUCGCUCAGGCGAUUCUGGACGGUGUUGACGAAUGGCCUGUGGUUCCGCCAGAGUAUGCUUUGGGUCACAAUGGUCAAAAGUGA
Penicillium canariense is the source of this 1830-nucleotide messenger RNA. RefSeq names its product conidial pigment biosynthesis oxidase Arb2/brown2. The record is from RefSeq and is a predicted model, not a curated record. The transcript has 4 exons. The coding region runs from base 1 to 1830 and encodes 609 amino acids. Gene Ontology annotation, molecular function: copper ion binding; oxidoreductase activity. Lineage: Eukaryota; Fungi; Ascomycota; Eurotiomycetes; Eurotiales; Aspergillaceae.